Zychaea mexicana is the source of this 606-nucleotide messenger RNA. RefSeq lists its product as uncharacterized. Gene Ontology annotation, biological process: positive regulation of transcription by RNA polymerase II. Gene Ontology annotation, molecular function: DNA-binding transcription factor activity; protein dimerization activity. The record is from RefSeq and is a predicted model, not a curated record. NCBI's taxonomy places the organism in Eukaryota, Fungi, Mucoromycota, Mucoromycetes, Mucorales, Lichtheimiaceae. Gene Ontology annotation, cellular component: RNA polymerase II transcription regulator complex. The transcript has 2 exons. The coding region runs from base 1 to 606 and encodes 201 amino acids.
AUGAAUCAACAAAAGACAGCCACAAUCACUGAACGCCGCUCAAGCUACCCGUUACAGCAGCGACUCAAGAUACACAACCCAGACACGAUGGCUCGGAGGCUGAACCAGGAAAAAACUCAGGGCAAACUCGUGGUCAAUGGUGUAAACAUCCUAAAUAAGUCAUGUCUGGACAAAGACAUCAUCCUGGAUCGAAUGAAGCAACGAAGAGAAACCCACAAUCGUGUUGAACGUCGAAGAAGAGAUAUGCUGAAUGGGCUAAUCAACCAACUCGCCCAAGCGAUGCCACAGACCGUGUUCUCGGAACCAGAAAAAUGUCAUCGAGCAGAAAUUCUGCGCCAGGCCAUCAGUUAUAUUCAGUCUAUACAACAAGAGAAUGAGGCCAUGCGUGCACAGCUUGGUCACCCAGCAACAGCAACGGCAUCGUUACCAUCAUCGUUACCAUCACAACAAGUAGAAACGAUGCUGCCACCACCACCAACAACAGCACACUCACCGUCCUCUUCCUCUACGUCCAGCACGAGCAGCAGUAGCAGUGAUAUCAGUGAUACAUGUGCAGCAGCAGACGCCUUUUCUUUUCCUUCUUCUUCUGCAAACAACUUGUUAUGA